AUGGCAGCCCUCCACCUGGGUCGAAUCGUUAAGGGCAGCACCUGUGGAGAUCCAGCCUUUGAUCAGCUGUCGCUGGAUGUGUUGCGACAAUUGGCCAAUAGCGGGACGCUUCUCCGUAGCAGCUCUCAGCGGGCGUCAUACUGCGCAGCCAAAGUGCCUGCGCGCGUCACACUGCGUUUGCCAUGCUGGGCUGACAGGCCGAAAAUGCGAAGGGGACAACAAGUCUUUCGAGAUCAUGGCUUUGACUUUUUCUGUGCUUUCGAGAUAGCGCUCAUCUGGGGAUGCCGCGUUGAUCGUUUCGCCGACGUCUUGGUGCGCAGUGGCUACACCUCCUCGCCGAAGAGCGCCUUCCGUCGCUUCCAUGAGACGUUGCGGCAUGUGUUGACCUGGUGCUGCGAUGAGGGCCUGGCAGUCGAUGAUGUCUCCGAGACAACUCAGUCCAUCUUAAAGGUUCGCGCCAUGCAUGCGUUGGUGAGGCGUCGAUGUCGAGAUGGACAUGCGGAGAUGCCGAUUUCUCAAUAUGAUUUGGCUUUCACUCUGAUGGCCUUUGGGAUCAUCUCCUUGGACAUCGUUCUCAACGGUUUUCAGCGCUCACUGAGCGACCAAGAAAUCGACGAUUGGUUGCACCUGUGGCGCGUCUUGGGGAACCUUCAUGGGAUUCUGGAUGAAUUCAACCCCUGCAACGACGUGAAUGAUGCUGCUGGAAUUCUACAGGACAUCAACGAGCUCUUCUACUUCGCAGCCGAGGGAUUUCAAGGCGGACACGCGCGGAACUUGACUUUGGCCGUGUGCGAAGGCUUCAGCACCUGGGGCAAGGGCUUGGGGGGCCAUCUGCUGGGAGCCAUGUUCCUACGAAGCCUUCGUGCCAAGAGGUUUAUCUCCAGUGAGAGCAUUGAGUGGAUACCUUUUGGACAAGCAUUCUUCGAAGAACACCAUGGAAACGCAUCGCUGGCAUGUCGAGGCCAGCACAUUGCUUGCGCACUCAUAGAUUUGGUUAUCAGUGUUCUCUCUCAGCGCCCUUCUUUGGAUCGGGCCUUCCAACGUGGCUACUUCUACCUCCUGCGCUGGGCGGUGGUACAACGAAACAUUCCCAUGAUGGAGACCGAAAUGAUCGUGAGGUGUUUGAGCUUCUUCAUUGACCUAAUCUUCAAACUGCUCGCCCUGCUAACCUGCGGAGCCAUCGACAACGUGUGCAUCAGCAGGAAUCGCUGCGAAUGCAGACGUGAAGUGCACUUCAGGCAAUGGCAAGAACACCUGGAUGGAUUUCGACACAUCGGGCCGUCUAGUGACCUCACGUGCUUGACUUUGCCAAGACUGUUGCGGAGUUGCUACAGAAACCCAGGUAUCGCCCUACUGGUUCUGGUGGCAUUCUUCACAUGUACCAAGACUUCAUGCCUGCGGAUCGGCUUUUAA
Messenger RNA from Cladocopium goreaui, 1413 nucleotides. The record is from the annotation of a GenBank genome assembly. NCBI's taxonomy places the organism in Eukaryota, Dinophyceae, Suessiales, Symbiodiniaceae.